GGCAAGUGGAAGUUAUAUUGUGAGUUAACAUUAUUCUUUCUUUUCCCCAGACUCUGCGUUACUGACUUAUACCACUUGUGACCAGGCUGGACCUGCUGUGUGACUAUAGCCGGCUGCAGUCGCAUCUUCGCCGUGCGCUUUGGUUAGUCUGGCUGUGUAGUGAGCUCUUGGGUGUGGUAGUUGGUCAGUCAUGGUUCUUCUGGUUGUGUUGGGUAGCCUGCUCCAGAUCCUGUUCCUGCGGUUGUGUGUGGGCCAGUUCCCCCGGCCUUGCGCCAACACAGAGGCGCUGCGUACCAAGCAGUGCUGCCCGGUGUGGGAAGGGGACGGGUCAGCCUGUGGAGCCACGUCGGGCCGAGGGUUCUGUCAGGACGUGACAGUAUCGGAAGAGCCCCACGGGCCACAGUACCCACACACUGGGAUAGACGACCGAGAGCGGUGGCCGCUGGCCUUCUACAACCGCACAUGCCAGUGUGCAGGUAACUACGGGGGUUUUGACUGUGGGGAGUGCAGGUUCGGCUACUUCGGCCCCGGCUGUGCCGAGCAGCGGGAGUCCGUGAGGAGGAACUUCCUCUCGCUGUCGGUGGCGGAACAACAGCGGUUCAUCGCCUACCUGAACUUGGCCAAGAACACCGUCACCGCUGACUACGUCAUUGUCACAGGAACUCGCGCUGAGAUGGGUACAAAUGGGGAGAACCCAAUGUUUUCUGACGUGAGUGUAUAUGACCUGUUUGUGUGGAUGCACUACUACGUGUCCAGGGACACACUGCUUGGGGGGCCAGGAAAUGUUUGGCCGGACAUAGACUUUGCACACGAGUCGGCGGCGUUCCUGCCAUGGCACCGAGUGUAUCUGCUGCACUGGGAGCACGAGAUCAGGAAGAUGACUGGGGAUUUUAACUUCACUAUCCCAUACUGGGACUGGCGGGAUGCAACAGACUGUACGGUGUGCACGGACAACCUGAUGGGUGGGCGGAGCCCGCUGAACCCCAGCCUCAUCAGCCCAGGCUCUGUGUUCUCUUCGUGGAAGGUGAUCUGUACCCAACCAGAGGAGUACAACAGCAGAGCAGCACUAUGUCCCGGGACAGGGGAGGGCCCUCUGCUGCGCAACCCUGGUAACCACGACCCUAACCGUGUGAGGCAUCUGCCCACCUCGGCCGACGUGGACUUCGUGGUGGGUAUAGAGACUUACGAGACGGGAGCCAUGGACCGCCAAGCUAACAUGAGCUUCAGGAACUCCCUGGAGGGUUUUGCGAGUCCUGAGACGGGGAUGGCUAUAACAGGACAGAGUACGAUGCACAACGCCCUCCACGUCUUCAUGAACGGAACCAUGAGCUCAGUACAGGGCUCAGCCAAUGAUCCCAUCUUCCUCCUGCACCACACCUUCAUAGACAGUAUCUAUGAACAGUGGUUGAGGAGACACACGCCGCCUCGCUCCCGCUACCCAACAGCCAACGCUCCGAUUGGUCACAACGAUGGUUACUACAUGGUUCCCUUCCUGCCACUCUACCGCAACGGUGACUACUUCCUUGGCAACAAGGUCCUGGGUUACGAAUACUCCUACCUGCUUGACCCAGGAACGAGGUUUGUCCAGGAGUUCCUGACUCCCUACAUGCAGGAGGCUCAGCUGAUCUGGCAGUGGCUCCUGGGAGCAGGACUCAUCGGGGCCAUCCUGGCAGGAAUUGUCAUGACGACCGGGGCCCUGUUUGUCAGGAGGAGGAGCCAGAACAGGAAGAUGAAGUCGACUUCAUCCUUCGGGGAGAGACAGCCCCUCUUACAUAGCAGCUCAGAGGAAGGAUCAGGGACCUCCUACCAGACCACACUGUAAUACACACACACACACAAACACAAACACACACACACUAAGACACAAUCACACAAAGAAACACACACACUAAGAAACACACACACACACACUCCAGAGACAUUUCAUUCCAAUAUGCCUCGUUCUGCUGCUCUUGAUCUGGGAGUUAAUCUGACACAUAUCAAACAGUAGGAAGACGUUCAGAGACAGACAUGAAAUGAUAAAUCAUAUUAAAGUCCAACUGCAGUCCAGUCUUGAGUCCCGUUCAGGACCAUGACACUACAGUCAAACUGUAUGGGACAGGUAUUUGGGUCUGUUAGUGUUGGUUUUGUUUCCACUCAGUGCUGUCUAUGGGUCCCUGUCCCCAUUCCCCCCGUCCUUCCCCCCGUCCUUCCCCUCUCCCCACUGCCAUGGAGAUGCUGGUGCUAUGGGGAUGUUGUACUGUGUACUGUACUGUACUGUGUACUGUAUGAUAAUGUAUACUGUUGAUACUGUGUACUGUAUGAUAAUUUAUACUGUUGAUACUGUAUUAUACUGUGUACUGCAUUAUACUGUGUUCUGUAUGAUAAUGUA
This is a messenger RNA of Oncorhynchus gorbuscha (pink salmon), 2371 nucleotides long. It is a transcript of the gene tyr, whose product is annotated as tyrosinase. Bases 191 to 1822 code for a protein of 543 amino acids. Gene Ontology annotation, molecular function: tyrosinase activity. The transcript is spliced from 5 exons. NCBI's taxonomy places the organism in Eukaryota, Metazoa, Chordata, Actinopteri, Salmoniformes, Salmonidae. The record is from RefSeq and is a predicted model, not a curated record. Gene Ontology annotation, biological process: melanin biosynthetic process; pigmentation.